Neurospora tetraspora is the source of this 648-nucleotide messenger RNA. RefSeq lists its product as uncharacterized. The transcript has a single exon. The record is from RefSeq and is a predicted model, not a curated record. Lineage: Eukaryota; Fungi; Ascomycota; Sordariomycetes; Sordariales; Sordariaceae. Bases 196 to 522 code for a protein of 108 amino acids.
ACAAACCCCCACGGCCGUAUCAUCGCGAACAAUAAUCACCUAUACUCCAGCUGGGCUCAAGCAUAUACGAAUCCAGUAUCUGCUCACAAGCCAGAAACGCAACUUGAUACGGUUGGCUGUAAUCAUGAUAGGGCUUCGGCUCCCUUGGCUCAUGGGAUCCUGCGCAAAAUACCACAAAGGAAAGACUUGCAUCGAAUGGCAUCGUGGAACACAGGUUGUAUCAGAAAUAUUUUUUUCUUUCUUUCUUUCUGCUCGAGUCCCGUCCUACCCACGCAUGCAGCUUCAUUUGACAGCGCAAAGUUGCAUCAUGACGGCAACGGAUGGUCCCUAUUGGGAACACUUUUCGAACUGAUAGGUAACCCCAAUGCCAUCCACCUGCAUGAUGAAGGUUACUUUCGGGUUCCAUAUGCAUCCUAUCCUUUUUUCCCUCCUGCCAGUUCAAGGGGUAGUGAGUUUGGUGUCUUUUCGUUCGAAAUGCUUCCAUUAACAGUGAUCACCCGAAGCCCCGAAGGAACAUUGUAAUUUCCCAGCGAAUUAAUAACAUUUCUUUUACGGCAUUCCGAUGACAUUCGCCAUCGAGCUAAGUCGUUCUCAGUUAUCUGUCGCGAAAUCUGUACGCAACAAAGAGCCGACUUGGUGGGAUUUGAA